GCUACCUGUUCUUUCGCCGCCGUUCCGUUGCUUUCCGUUUUCCUGCGCCGUGAAAAAACUUAUCUGUAGUUCUGGUGGUAUACGUAGCUGAACUCUUUCAAACUCGGCCUCGAAUACAAAACAACAAUGAGCUCCAUCGGAAACAUUGCUCUCGUCCUCGGUGCCCUCACCGCUGGAGGCGGCAUCACCGGAUACGUGAGGACGGGAUCCGUGCCAUCCAUUGCUGCUGGUUGCACCGUCGGCUUACUGUACAUUCUUGGUGGCUACCGUGUCAACAGCCGCGCUGCAUACGGUGUCGAGCUGGCGCUUCUCGCCUCGGUCAUCCUGGCUGGUAGCUCUAUCCCCCGUGCCAUCAAGUCUGGAAAGCCGCUGCCUAUUGGAUUGAGCAUUCUGGCUACGUUUGGUCUGUGGACUUUUGGUAAUGCCUUCAUGAACAAGCGCGCUUAGCUGGUGAAGAGUUGGGCGAGAUGCACUCAACCGAGGUUGGGAGGUGUAUAUAUGCAGCAUAGAGGCUCAUCGGACUGCGAAGUUCAUCAAUGCUACGUGGGUUUCUG
Exserohilum turcica Et28A is the source of this 554-nucleotide messenger RNA. RefSeq lists its product as uncharacterized. Gene Ontology annotation, cellular component: membrane. The record is from RefSeq and is a predicted model, not a curated record. The coding region runs from base 127 to 447 and encodes 106 amino acids. The transcript is spliced from 3 exons. Lineage: Eukaryota; Fungi; Ascomycota; Dothideomycetes; Pleosporales; Pleosporaceae.